CGAUGGCUACUUCGACCUUAUGUUUGUAAACAAAGCAAUCAGCAUCACACAAACUGAAAUGCGUGGAAUACGUACAGUUUUUAACCCUCCCUGGCGAAGGUCCAUCAGUGGAAAAUAUGAUGUUGUUCGCCCAUAUGAAGUUACAGCAGAGAAAACAGUGCCUCCUGAUAUUGAAAAGCCAGAAUAUUUUGCAUCUUCUGUGCCAGAGGUAGUUUAUGCCACAGAAACAAAAUCUGCUGCUGCCAUAGACAAAAUGAGGCUGAGCUGUCAGCUGGCUAAAAAGGUUUUAAAUGCAGCUAUACCUUUACUGAAGGUAGGAGUAACUACUGACUUCAUUGAUGGAAAGCUACAUCAGAUGAUAAUAGAAAACAGAGCAUAUCCAUCACCAUUACGAUACCAUGGUUUUCCAAAGUCCAUCUGUACAUCUGUGAACAAUGUUAUCUGCCAUGGUAUUCCUGAUCUACGGCCUCUGAGAGACGGAGAUAUUAUUAAUGUAGAUGUGACGGUCUUUCUUGGAGGCUAUCAUGGUGAUUGUUCUGCAACAUUCCUAGUGGGAAAUGUAGACGAAGAGGGAAUACAUUUAGUUGAGGGGGCAAAAAAAUGCUUAUUGAAAGGAAUCAGUGCCUGUGGACCAGGUGAAAGAUUUUCAGCAAUCGGUGCAGCUAUUGAAGAAGAAGCUCACAAGCAAAGACUGAAUGUGGUUCCAAACGUUUUGGGUCAUGGUAUAGGAAGCUAUUUUCAUGGACCACCCGAUAUCUACCAUAUUUGUAAUGAUUUUGGUGGAGUAAUGCUUCCAGGAAUGACAUUUACAAUUGAACCUGCACUUACAAAUGGCUCUGUUGGAACAUGUGUCCUAGAAGAUGGCUGGACAUGUGUAUCAGUAGAUAACGCACGAUCUGCUCAAUUUGAAGAAACUGUACUUAUUAAAGCAGAUGGAGUAGAAGUGCUGACAUAAUGUUUAUGUGAUCUCCAUCCAGAAUGGAAGACAAAUGCACACAUAGCAACUGCCAAACCAGUAUCAAUGGAUAGAAACCUCCAAAAACAGUAUAAUCUCAUGUGUUGUAGUUAUUUGUUACUCAUUUUAUUUUUACUGCAUUGGUGUCCCUUUGAGCAAAGAUUUAUGUUUUAUUUUGUAUUUGUUACAAUAAUUCCAAACUAUCUCCUUGUCUUCCUGUUUUCCCAACUGCCUUUUCCUCUCAAGAAAGGAUCUGCCAGUUCCAGUAACUUGAAAUUUCAUAUAUUAUUCCAUUUGUAUUACAUUUGAAACUGCUAUGGUUGUACCUACCAUGAUAGUUUUGUGAAGAGUAAAUGUUUGUUUUAUUCUGCAAUGUUCAUCAAAGUUUUUUUAAAUUUCAUUCUGAGUUAUGUGACCUGUGAUUCACAAAUGUGAUGUAUCUUAAUAGUUGCAUGAACAAAAUAAAUUCAUUUUGGUAUGAA
This is a messenger RNA of Schistocerca gregaria, 1437 nucleotides long. Its product is annotated as methionine aminopeptidase 1D, mitochondrial. Gene Ontology annotation, biological process: proteolysis. NCBI's taxonomy places the organism in Eukaryota, Metazoa, Arthropoda, Insecta, Orthoptera, Acrididae. The record is from RefSeq and is a predicted model, not a curated record. Gene Ontology annotation, molecular function: metalloaminopeptidase activity. The transcript has 6 exons. Bases 20 to 955 code for a protein of 311 amino acids.